This is a messenger RNA of Xyrichtys novacula (pearly razorfish), 503 nucleotides long. NCBI's taxonomy places the organism in Eukaryota, Metazoa, Chordata, Actinopteri, Labriformes, Labridae. The record is from the annotation of a GenBank genome assembly.
AUGGACACUUUCAUGAAACUAAACCGCUUUAUACUUUCAGUCUUUAUUUUGUGGACUACAGGUAACUAUCAACACAGCUCAACUUCUUCAGUCAUGUUCUUGCUUUUAUUCUAACUCUUAAACUGUUUUACAAUCAUACAGGUCGAACUAAUGCAAGCGAUGUUGACCAGACCGCCAGUCUGUGGAGAGUCAGUGGGGAUAACGCAACAAUUCACUGCAACCACUCAAAGGGUUCAGCCUACUACCAGAUGUACUGGUACAGACAGCUGCCUGGACAAACCAUGAAACCAAUACUGAAUAUCUUCUCUAAAGACGGCGCUCAGUGUGAACCAAACAUCAGCAAGGAAAAGUUUGGGGCGACCAAACCCGACGCUCACAAAGGAACGCUGACUGUGAGGAGUCUGCAGGCUGAAGAUGGAGGCACGUAUUUCUGCGCUGUCAGCGGAGCACAGCGAUGCAGACUCAGGAGAGAGCUGAACAAAAACCUCAGAGCGCACCGCUGA